AUGCCUCUCACAGGUCACUGCCUCUGCGGCGCCGUCACAUACUCCAUUGACGUCGACGCGCCCCUCCUCACAGGCUACGACCACUGCGACGACUGCCAGCGCCAGACCGGCUCUGCAUACUCAUUGGUCGCAGUCGUCCCCAAAGCAAAGCUCACAAUCAACGGCCCCACCAAGUCCUGGGCCGGUAAAGGCUCAAGCGGAAAGGCCGUUCAUCGUAUUUUCUGCAGCGAAUGCGGAUCCCCCAUUGCGCAUGACCCGGAUGCUGCGCCGGAGAUUAUUGCUAUCAAAGCGGGCACGUUGGAUAGUGAAAUCAAGAAGAAUCUCAAGCCUGAUACCGAGAUCUGGACUGUCGGGAAACUGCCUUUCAUCAAGGAGAGUUUACCCAACGCGUUUGAGCACAUGCCUUCUUAA
This is a messenger RNA of Talaromyces amestolkiae, 411 nucleotides long. RefSeq lists its product as uncharacterized. The coding region runs from base 1 to 411 and encodes 136 amino acids. The transcript is spliced from 3 exons. NCBI's taxonomy places the organism in Eukaryota, Fungi, Ascomycota, Eurotiomycetes, Eurotiales, Trichocomaceae. Gene Ontology annotation, molecular function: carbon-sulfur lyase activity. The record is from RefSeq and is a predicted model, not a curated record.